Molecule: messenger RNA, 768 nt
Organism: Nicotiana tabacum (common tobacco)
Lineage: Eukaryota; Viridiplantae; Streptophyta; Magnoliopsida; Solanales; Solanaceae
Product: protein LE25-like
Biological process (GO): embryo development ending in seed dormancy
Source: RefSeq, a predicted model, not a curated record
UGCAAAAUGCGCUCUUUUGCUUCAUCUUGCUAACAAACAGAUCGAAUAGAAAGCAAUUCGUGAAAACAGCUAAAGGCUAAAGCAAGCUUUACUAGUUACUAGGAGGAAAAGAAAAUGCAGGGAGUUAAUGAGAAAACAGCUAAUGCAGCAGCCUCAGCAAAGUCUGGCAUGGAGAAAACCAAGGCCGCCAUUGAAGAAAAGGCAGAGAGAAUCACAACUAGGGACCCAUUGAAGAAAGAGAUGGCAACAGAGAAGAAAGAUGACAGGAAAACUGCUGCUGAGCUGAACAAGAGAGAAGCCAAGGAUCAAAAUGCAGCUACAAGGGAUAGUGGAGCUCAGGGUUACACUACUACCGGGGUGCCAGAAUACUCAACGACUGCUUAUGACCCAACAGAAGACGUGACUGGAGGUGGAGGGCCAAUGCGCUCCGGCCAUCCGACUUCGGCGGGAAGUAUACAAGAUUCCAGUUUUCCUUGUUGAUCUAGCACUCUUUAGAAGAAUAAAUGUUUUGGUUCAUCGCAAAUUUCAUGGUGCAGUUAAUUAUCUCUUGUUCGUAUAUAUUGGAGAUUUGGAGUUGGAGUUGGGCGGACGCUCUCUCACUCUCCGACAAACACACGCACUCACUAUAAAAUGUGUUGUAUUGUAUUGAAUCUUGGGUUGGAGAUUUGUUUACAGAAAAGGAACAUUCACUAUGAUGAUGAUGCCAGUAAUUAAUUCAUUUUAUAACUUCGAACUCUUGCUCAUUGGAACUCUUGCUUAGUGGAAUCA